AUGAAAGACUAUCACCCUCACGGGGGCUAUCUAGGGGACGACCUCUCUCGAAAGAUUCGAAAGUCUGCGUCCUGUGAACCCCUCGUCGACGGCCUGUCGUCAGACGAUGAGGAAUACCUUCAAGGUAUUGAGUCUAAUCAGUCGGGUGGUGCUUUGCUCGCAUCAGCCCCGUCCCCAUCUGCUAUUAGAGUCUCUCUUCCUAAGAAAUCCGCCUCUGACAAGGCUAGGUCCCUCUCUCCUGGCUCAGAGUCCUUCAGAGUCGAUGCCAAUGUCGAGGACGACGUCUUCGCUGGCAACAUGUCCACCCAUCCCGCGGCCGGUUUGAUUAAUCGGUUCAAGGAGAUGCAGGUUGAUAUUUCCAAUGCUCGUGAGAUUGCUAACGACCGCUCUAAUGUGGUUGAUGCUCAAGGCAUUUACCCUCCUACUGCUUGCAUUUUUGCUGGCAACUUGUCUCAACAAGCUUCAGAUGAGACUCUACAAAGCGAAGUAGAAAAGGUCUUCAGUAAAUUCGGCGAGGUGUUUGUCAAAAUUCGUCGUGACAAUCGCAAUAUGCCAUUUGCGUUUUGUCAGUUCACAAAUGAAUAUGAUGCCCAAGAGGCCGAAAGACUGGGAAAGGGAGUGGUAAUUCUUGGUCGUCCUUGCAGAACUGAAAUGGUUAGGGCUCAUACGUCCUUCAUCAUUUAUCAAGUCUCAGGACGUCGGACUUCUGCUGAAGAGGCUGUUGCUCUCCUCGGUGUCUUGGGCGAGGUUGCAAGAGCCGAUGUCCUUCCCAACACUGUUGCUAGUCAGUACGGCAUUGCAAACGGAAUACUUGUGACGUACAAGAUGUACGAUCCAACUCGGGAGGUCAUCCAGUACUUCCGCGAGAAUAACAAGUACAAGGUCAUCGCAUACGAGCCCAAAAGGGAUACGAGACCCAAGUUCGACCAAUACAGGUCUAGCACCCAUGUCGAUGAACGCUCGGCCUACUUUGGAAAUAUGCCCGUUGAAAUGUCCAAGGAGACUUUUUCAAUGAUGGUUAGCGCUUGCGGAGCUCUAGUGUCUGUAGAGUUCUACAAGAAGCCAAUUCUUAGCUGUCAAGGCAAAAUGACUUGCUUUGGAUUCGUGGAGUAUGCAAAGCCAGAGUCUGCAGAAGAGGCUAUUCGUACAAUGCACAACACCAACAUUGACGGAUAUACAAUCCGCGUCGAAAGGAAACGGUCUCGUCCUCCUUACGAGCCUACCGUCCAGUAUGCUACAUUCCCGCGUCGUCGACGCGAGACUCAGUUCCCACGCGAACAAAACCAUCUUGAGUCUCUGUUUGCUCCAUCGCAGGGCUCCAGUUCUCAAAACUGGCAGGGGUCUGCGCCCGAUCAUCGGCAUGAUAUUCCAAGAUCCUCUAUGGAAGCCACUCACGUCGGCAUGGAAACUCCUGAGAGUAUGAAGCCUAUCAGUGUGCCCAGGUCUACUGGACACCGCUUCCACCACCAUCGGCCCAGAGAUCCUACUUCUCCCUGCUCAAUUCCCAAGCUCUCUUUCCCAUCUCCUCAGGGUCAGGGUCCCCAAGCUUCAAUCCCUUGGAUGCAAUAUGCUCCCUACGGAUUUAGCCCGCUCUCUCCGUUCGGUCCUAUCAGCCCUCACGCUCACCUCAACCAAGGCUUGGUCUAUCAGAGUUUCGUCCAUCCCCCUGUCUACCACAACAUGUAUCCAGACUAUGUGACAAUGGUUCCUCCAUCGGCAGCUGCUCGAGAUGGAAGAACUUCCAUCGAUGAACAGUCUUCUAGAUCCGCGGGAAGCGGCGAAUAA
[Torrubiella] hemipterigena is the source of this 1785-nucleotide messenger RNA. The record is from the annotation of a GenBank genome assembly. NCBI's taxonomy places the organism in Eukaryota, Fungi, Ascomycota, Sordariomycetes, Hypocreales, Clavicipitaceae.